AGGCCCCUCCUUUCCAAACUCAAAUCAUCGACCCCAUUCUCUCUUCCCUUUGCAUGAAUUAUGGCGACUUUCCGUCAAAAUCCCUGGGAAAAUAAUCCCAAGAAAAUGGAGGGAAAAUCCAGCGGGAUAUCCUACUGGGCUUUCCUUCUCUCCGUUUUCAUUUACAUCUCCAUAUUUUACAUCUUCGACUUGUCUCCUUCUUCCCUCUUCAACACCACCAAGUUCUGGUUCCUCAUCUCCAACACCCUCGUUCUUAUCAUCGCCGCCGAUUUUGGCGCAUUCUCUUCCUCUAGAAAUUAUAAUAUACCCGACCUCUAUACCUCUGCUCGAACCAGUAGCUUCCCGUCGUUCGAAUCACAGUACCGGGAGAUGACGAAGCCAAGCAUUAAGGUUGAGAAUUCACGAGAAGAAAAAGGUCAUCAAUUGCACGCAACUCCAGAGAAAAUCAAACAAGUUGUUGUUGUUGUUGUUAAUAACAGCGAAGCCACCCCGGAGAAUAAGAUCAAGAAGAAAGUUGAAGAAAAAGUAAAGCCGGAGAUCACUUCAAAAGCUGAUCAUAAUGCAGCGAGACACGUUCGGAGCUUGUCCGAGAAAGCUUUUCCGGUUGCGAAGAAGAUGGAAAACCAGAUUGUGCUACGCAGGACGGAAUCCGAAAAGCGAGAGGAAAAUCAUGAAGAAGAAGAAGAGAAUGAGUUUUCGGCCAUGUCAGAUGAAGAACUGAACAGAAGAGUGGAGGAUUUCAUUCGAAGAUCUAACAUGCAGAUUCGGCUUCAAGCUGCAGCUCGAAACCACGUUUAGAAUUUGUAUUUUCCUUUUCUUUUUUCGUAGGUUAUGUUUUUCAUUUUUCCCAUUUAAUUUGUCUUCUCUUGUGCUUUGUUGUUUUCUUAUGACGAGAAUAUAUAUAGGAAGAAAUUUAAUAACAUGGAGUGUCUUUUUUUCAAACAAAUAGACUAAAAAGAUUAUAUCAGGUUAAUCACAAUA
Molecule: messenger RNA, 981 nt
Organism: Diospyros lotus (date-plum)
Lineage: Eukaryota; Viridiplantae; Streptophyta; Magnoliopsida; Ericales; Ebenaceae
Exons: 1
Coding region: 61-798 (245 amino acids)
Source: RefSeq, a predicted model, not a curated record